Xenopus laevis (African clawed frog) is the source of this 5828-nucleotide messenger RNA. RefSeq names its product acyl-CoA binding domain containing 3 L homeolog (gene acbd3.L). The transcript is spliced from 8 exons. Gene Ontology annotation, cellular component: Golgi apparatus; bounding membrane of organelle; mitochondrion. Gene Ontology annotation, molecular function: fatty-acyl-CoA binding. Lineage: Eukaryota; Metazoa; Chordata; Amphibia; Anura; Pipidae. The record is from RefSeq and is a predicted model, not a curated record. The coding region runs from base 99 to 1643 and encodes 514 amino acids.
CCCACCCUCUCCGUGGCGGAGGUGACGUGCGCGGCCCCGGGUGCCCGAGUUGGUGGAGCCGGAAGUCGGGACGUGGCCGGCGCUGUGAGGGCAGUAGGAUGGCGAUGGUGAGCGGCGCAGAGCGGCUAGAGGUGUCCAUAGACGGGUUGACCCUGAGUCCGGACUCGGAAGAGCUGGGCCGCCCCGGCGCUGGGGAUGUCAGGCUCGGGGAGCAGGAGGACGACUUGAGUCAGGAACUGCGAGCAGAGGCGGAGGCCCUAAGUAUGGAGCAGCGCUGGGGCUUUAGCCUGGAGGAACUCUAUGGCCUCGCCCUCAGGUUCUUUAAAGAGAAGGAUGGGAAGGCUUUCCACCCGACCUAUGAAGAAAAGCUGAAGCUGGUGGCACUACAAAAGCAGGUUCUCCUGGGUCCGUAUAACCCCGACACUUGUCCCGAAGUCGGAUUCUUUGAUGUAUUGGGCAAUGACCGAAGAAAAGAAUGGGCCACUUUAGGCAACAUGGACAGACAGGAGGCCAUGACAGAAUUUGUAUCGCUGCUCAAUAGAUGCUGUCACCUUUUCUCCACCUACGUCACAUCCCAUAAGAUCGAGAGGGAGGAGCAAGAGAGGAGGAGGAGGGAAGAGGAGGAGCGCCGGAGAAAAGAAGAAGAGGAGCGAGAACGCUUGCAGAGAGAAGAGGAAAGGCGAAGGAAAGAAGAGGAGGAAAGGUUGAGGCGUGAGGAAGAGGAAAGGUUGCGGGCUGAAGAUGAACGGUUCCGUAUGGAGCAGCAGAAGCAGCAGAUUAUGGCAGCGCUGAACUCGCAGACAGCAGUGCAGUUCCAACAGUACGCGGCCCAGCAGUACCCUGGGAACUUUGAACAGCAACAGAUCCUUAUCCGUCAGCUCCAGGAGCAACAUUACCAGCAGUACAUGCAACAGCUUUACCAAGUGCAACUUGCCCAGCAGCAGGCCGCAAUACAGAAGCAACAGGAGGCAGCAGUAGCCGGAUCAUGCUCUCCAUUGAACUCCCCCUCAAAGAUGCACGGAGUUAACCCCGCAGACCCCGGGGAUACCCCUUCAGUUAAUGGGCAGAGUCACUCUCACAUAGACAGCAAUGACACAGAACUGGAGUCCGACCCUCUGGAAGACCUUCUGGAGAAUGGAGCAAAAGAGGCCGCACCAGUAAUAGCCGCACCGUCCAUGUGGACACGCCCCCAGAUCAAGGACUUCAAAGAGAAGAUCCGGCAGGAUGCGGACUCGGUCAUCACAGUGGGUCGCGGCGAGGUGGUGACGGUUCGAGUCCCCACCCAUGAGGAAGGUUCCUAUCUCUUCUGGGAGUUUGCCACAGAUAAUUAUGACAUUGGUUUCGGGGUUUAUUUUGAAUGGACAGACUCCCCAAAUACGGCGGUCAGUGUGCACGUCAGUGAGUCCAGUGAGGAUGAGGAGGAGGAUGAAGAAAACCCAAACAGCGAAGAAAAAGCCAAAAAGAACGCCAACAAGCCUCAUCUGGACGAGAUUGUGCCCGUGUACAGGAGGGAUUGUCAUGAAGAAGUGUACGCUGGGAGCCACCAGUACCCGGGCAGAGGGGUUUACCUGCUCAAAUUCGACAAUUCCUACUCCUUGUGGAGGGCCAAGUCUGUGUACUACAGAGUGUACUAUACUAGAUAAGGGGCGGGUGCUGGAAGGUCAGCAGGGGGUGCUGUGCUGUGGAUCACAACUUUUGCUGGACCUUUUUAAUCAGUGUUGUCUCUCCCUCUGGCAGCCCCCUGUUGUGAUGCCAACACCAAUUAACCCUUCUGGUGCCAGAGGAUUAUAAGAUAAGGAGUAUCUGGAGUUCAGGCUGUGCACACGGCUUAAUUCCAGCUUUCUGUAUGGUAGGAAGCUUCUAAGCAUUCUCAUUCACUACUCACCAUGUUAUUUAGCAAAUUAUUAGACCGCCCCAGUUUCCACAGCCAUGCUUAGUGUUCAGGCUCCGCCUCCUGUUCAAUAUGCCCGUCGCUAACAUGGCAUCAGCCGAGUGAAACAUUGCCCGGGAUUCUGCUUUAUAAAGGGACGUUGGACUUUACACCAGUUCAGUCUUUGGGUUUUACAGCAGUGAUGGGCAUUAGACAUUGGAAACACCAGCGCCACACGUACAUUUGCCAUUCUGGUGCCGACCACAUUAAUGAGGGCCACGUUGCUGGAUACGUCUUAUUGGCAUUGUGCGUUUAAAUUAAAUGCCCCUGCCAGGUGAAAGGCUUGUGUGGAAGUGUGCGCAGUUGGGAUUGAGCUGAAUAUCUUGUAGCUAAAGUUGCUUGUUAGCAGAUACCAUCCGUGCAUAUCCCAUCUGAACUACAGCUUUACAUAGGCAUCUGGGAGUUUUAGUUUGACACUACCAAGUCACCCUGUUCUGCAGCCAGCCCCCAUCAUCGGCUUUGCUUUCUUACUCAUAAAGGGCGAUUUUGUUGGAUGCAGAACUUUCAUCAGAAUCUGGAUUUGCCAUCGGACUUUCAAUCACAUCUCAACUGCGGUUUGGCUCUCAGUGUAGGGAUCGGAGCUCAUUACACACAUUAACUGAAUGCCUGUGUUUGUAUAAGAAUAGAUAGAGAUUCACAUACAUCACUGCCAGCGUUCCCAUGCCAAAAUCCACCCUUUUUUCCCUCGCUGCCGGGCAGGCCGGUACUGGCUACAAAUAACUGGCAAAUAUGAAGGCAGAAUGGUCUGUAGCAUCAGCGGAGCGUCGCUGGGUUGUACAGAGAGUAAUAUGGGGAGGCAAAGUUAUGUUACAUGAAUAUUUUGGGAUAUGAAAAUGGUAUAAUGAAAAUCAUUGAGUUAGUGAAUGUGAAUUUUUGUUCAGGAGUCAUAUCGCACUUCCUAUUGCCAGAAAUGGAAAGUAUUUGGGAAAGAUUUGGUGGUCUGAAUCCUGCAUUUGCAAUAGGGGAGAUAAGAAUGGAGUGCCCUGAAUGCUGUUGCCUUUAUACAAUGUUUACCUAGAAAUGCACUGAAUCCACAAAUUUGAAUUAGGCUGAACCCCCAAAUCCGUUGCAAAAACAUAUGCAAAUUAGGGCUGGGAAAGGGGAAACCUUUUUUUACUUUACUUAAAGUUUUUGUGACAAAGAAAUAUGCGCUUUCCCUCCCCGCCCCUAAUUUGGAUUCAGUUUAGAUGGGCAGAAGGAUUCGGUUCAGCCUGGCAUAAGGAUUCGGCCGAAUCCUGGAUUUGGUGCAUCCCUACUUUUACCCCAACAAAAUGACAGUUGCAUAUUGCAGAUUUGAUUAACAAUGUUACAUCCCGUAUUAUAUGGAAGCUACUGCCGUCGUUAAUUGAAUCCCGAGUGCAUUGUCUUCAGUUGUGUGUCUAGAACAUUCCCAACCAUGUAUUGCUGUAAGGAAGGACUAAUGGCUGUCAAGGUGGUGACGCACAAUCACACACAAGUGUAUAGCGAGGAUGAGGCCUAAGGCACAUGGGGGGUAUUCUCAGAAGGCCACAUUGUUGCUUCUAGGCUAAUAAGAUGCCCUUCUGCCUUUAAGAUGCAUUUACCUGUUGAGUGCCCUUACUUUUUGAGUUGACACCCGUCACUUUGUCACCCACCAUGAAAUCCGUCCAAUAGUAUUGCAUGUGUGGGGCUAAUGGCACUAGAUGUUCAAAGGACACAUAGUGUUGCUAUGGUAUAGUUCAGCUGCAGUGCAUUUCACUAGGGUGUACAUAACAUUACAACCAGUAUGGCAGCAGCUAGUGCUUUUGGCUGUAGGAACCCCCUGUUUCAACCAAUCAUGCAAACCCCAAGAUGUGGCACCUGACAAGUCUUGUGUUGUCUUUAGCCUUGGCAAGAUCUUUGGGUGAUGUUUAAUCGAGCCAUGGUUAAGUAUUCGUGCAGAAGGGCUCAAGGAAAUGGCCUUAAAAUCCUUCUACUCUUCUUGUCUUUGCAAAACCUCUGUCAAAUUCAGAAAUAUAUGGAGGUAACUUGCUCAAUGGUAACAAGUCAGUAAAUGAUGACUGAAGCCUUUGCAGCGUUUCCAUUAAGCAAGGACUUGUAGCAGUCAGUGGUCUCUGCUGAUCACUUCCAGUUCAUGCUCCACCUAGUGGCAGAAUGCAGAAGUACGACACAUUGAUUUGUUAUAUGUUAUGGGUUCUAAUCAGAGGACACACAAGUGACUGUGGGACUAGUAGUCUUAUUGGAGAUGGGGGAGAAUAAAGGGAGAAUGGGACAGUUAUUUAUAAUAAACACGAUCAACGUGACAUUUUGCCUGGGGUAAAUUAAGAAAGUUUGAGAUUGGCUGAUUUAUGUUGCACUGACUGGUAGUUAAUUGUUCACUUUCUCUUCUCCGUGUGAUUUACCCUUUAAUCUUUUUUGUUUGGCCUGUGUUGGUUACUCCUUUCCAUUUGCUUCUUUACCAAACCAGGCCGAGAGCGCAGGCCUUUUAGGAAUCAACCUUUGUGUGUCCCUUUAUGUUGUUCCACUAUAAUUAUAUAUAUCAACCCCUGUCGGUUGCAAUGCAGUGUGUGUGCUCCACUCACCCGAGGUGGGGGAUGUAGAAAAGUAGCAGUUUCUUAAAGGUUUUUAAUAUCUCAAUCUGCUCGAUGCAUGGAUUUGUACAUAUAUAUAUUAAUGUUAUCUUUAUUUGAUUUUUCUGCUUGGGAAAGAAAUGAAUGAGCCAAGGUCGAUAAAUCGGCAGCUCCGGGGGUUGCACUACAGCUACUGGGGCUGAAAAUUAAAAGUCUCUGGCUCAAUUAUAGGCAAGUCAGGCUUUUCCAUUUGCAGCUGUUGCCAGGGUUGCCAGGUCUAAUUUUGAAAAACAGCCAAAGUCGGCUACAAAACUAGCCAAGAGGCACUUAAAAGUAGCCCAAAAAUAGCGCAAUAUGUGCAGUGAAAAAAAUUCUAAAGAAAUGAAUGAAUUUAUGUGAAAAAAUGCCUUUUUGAAUUGUUCACUGUUUAACAAAUGUUCCCAUGAAUUCGCCCGUCACCGGGGAUGUAACAACAGAAGGGGCCCAGGAGAUAUAGGGGCCCCGUAAUACAUAUACAAUUUCAAUAAAUAUUGGUGAAAAAGCUCAACCUCUAGACAUUUUGGUGGCCAGCAGAUUUUUGCUGAAAUUGAGGAAAGUCACCGGAAUGGGAGACGGGGGGGACAGAGCCCAAAAUCUGAUAACUCCCAUCUUCUACACAAGUCAGUCCCAUUGCAUGCUGGGUAUUGUAGUCUUACAUUAAACUUGGCAGUUGGCAAAUUGUUAAACAAAAACUACAUUACCCAGCAUGCAUUGGGAGACGCAGGCUUGGCUCAUUAGGCAAGAAAAAACUGUGGCUGGUUUCCAAAUUACAAACCAGCUAAAGGCCCAAAAAGUAGCCCAAAUCCUUACCUUGGCUAGUUUGUACUUUUAAAACCUGCCUGGGCUUUAAAUUAGUAGCCCAGUUUGGCUGGAAACCUGCCGACCGUGGCAACCCUGGCCGCUGCUUCAGAUACCGUCGGACGCGGCUACUUGUAUGAUUUUGUAUAAACGCAUCGGAACAGGGCGGAGCUACAAAGAAUAAUGUAAAUACGUCACAGACACAAAGGAGAAAAGCACUUUCGGAAUCCUCGGAACGCAGACUGUCGUCCCUCCUGGUCAUCGUUCUGCUCCUUGUUCUUCUGACUUCUCUGUCUCAUUGCCUUCAAGCUGUCGGGGGACGCAGCACAAGUGCAAUUGAAUCUUUCAAUAAUGUAUUUAACGGUAAUGAAACCUCCAAGUCUUGGGCUCUUUCCUCUUUUGUUUUCAUUUCUGUUUGAUACGUGUUGUGGUGUCGCCGAGGGGCGGCCGCGUCUCACGCUGUACAUUGUUCAGCUCUUACAGAAAUGACCUUUGUCCUUAUUAAAACAGAUUUCUCUCCUUUUAUCAAAUCA